Molecule: messenger RNA, 952 nt
Organism: Oryctolagus cuniculus (rabbit)
Lineage: Eukaryota; Metazoa; Chordata; Mammalia; Lagomorpha; Leporidae
Gene: NUDT2
Product: nudix hydrolase 2
Biological process (GO): AMP biosynthetic process; ATP biosynthetic process
Molecular function (GO): bis(5'-nucleosyl)-tetraphosphatase (asymmetrical) activity
Source: RefSeq, a predicted model, not a curated record
UUGCCAAUUCUGUUGGUCUCCUGAGGAGCAACAGCGUUCUUCUGAUUGGCCACUGCACUUUCCGUCUCCGUUCAAGGCCCGCCUCUUGCCUCUGAGCUUCAGCCAAAAGGCAAAGAGCAAAAUGACUUAGCAGCUUGGUCUCACCCAGAAGAAGGGAGUGGCGGCUAUCCAGGGAAAGGUGCAGCAGAGGGAACAUUGUCUUUCUCAAUUUAUUCAUGUCCUUGCACAGACCAUGGCCCUGCGAGCAUGUGGCUUGAUCAUCUUCCGAAGAUGCCUCGCGCCCAAGGCGGACAACAGUGCGAUUGAGUUUCUCCUGCUGCAGGCAUCGGAUGGCAUUCAUCACUGGACUCCUCCCAAAGGCCACGUGGAACCGGGAGAGAAUGACUUGGAAACGGCCCUGAGGGAGACUCAAGAGGAAGCCGGCAUAGAAGCAGGCCAGCUGACCAUCAUUGAGGGGUUCCGAAAGGAGCUCAAUUAUGUGGCCAGGGAGAAGCCUAAAACAGUCAUUUACUGGCUGGCGGAAGUGAAGGACUACAACGUGGAGAUCCGCCUCUCCCACGAGCACCAAGCCUACCGCUGGCUGGGGCUGGACGAGGCCUGCCAUUUGGCUCAGUUCAAGGAUAUGAAGGCAGCACUCCAAGAAGGACACCAGUUUCUCUGCUCCACAGCGGCCUGACUGGCCAGAGCAGAGUCAUUGGCUUUGGUAGGGUCUUUCAGGGGCCUGCUGAAAUGCACCAUCCUCAGGUCCCAGGAAGACUGCACGGGUAUUAGGCUCAUUGCAGCAAAGAGCAGAUAAGUCGGUGAAAUCUGCUGAGGUCUCUUAAACGAGAACAAGCAAAAACCUCAGCUGGGUGGAAAGGCAAAGGAGAAGUAAACAUUUUAAGAGGCCAAGCCCAGUAAGUGUAUCCUGUACCUUAUCAAUAAAUCUCAAGCAGCUUCUCAGUCCCUCUAA